Messenger RNA from Ostertagia ostertagi, 330 nucleotides. Lineage: Eukaryota; Metazoa; Nematoda; Chromadorea; Rhabditida; Trichostrongylidae. The record is from the annotation of a GenBank genome assembly.
AAAAGUGCAGAGUUUUCUUCAGCGUAAAGCAGUGGAAUAUUUUGCGUACACAUGGUCUCAUGGCGGAGGUCAAAUGGAUGAAGAGGAAAUCGCUGAAUUUCUGCCACCUCGACUCUACGGUCAACUGGCUGUGCAUAUUCACAUGGAAACGCUCAGAAGAGUGAAGCUUUUCGAGGAUUGUGAGCCGAAUCUCCUCUACGAACUGAUUCUGAAACUCGAACUACGAGUCUAUUCGCCGCUGGACUACGUGUGUAGAAAAGGUGACGUCGGUACAGAAAUGUAUAUUGUGAAAGCGGGAAGCGUUGAGGUUGUCAAUGAGGAUGGCACGAA